Molecule: messenger RNA, 5676 nt
Organism: Sapajus apella (tufted capuchin)
Lineage: Eukaryota; Metazoa; Chordata; Mammalia; Primates; Cebidae
Gene: REV1
Product: REV1 DNA directed polymerase
Exons: 23
Coding region: 1045-4911 (1288 amino acids)
Biological process (GO): error-prone translesion synthesis; error-free translesion synthesis
Cellular component (GO): nucleus
Molecular function (GO): deoxycytidyl transferase activity; DNA-directed DNA polymerase activity; damaged DNA binding
Source: RefSeq, a predicted model, not a curated record
CUGUGAGUUGAGAUCACGCUGGCGAUGGAGCAAAACUCUUGUCUCAAAAAAGAAGAGAAAAUAUCUGUUAAUGUGUGUGGGGUAAAGUGUCAUGGUUUAAGGUAUUGUUAAAGUAAAAAUUUCUCAUAGAUCAUAUCAGAGCUGAUUUGACUUGGAUAAUAUAUAAGGCUUCAUAUGGUAACCAUUUGAUAUAAAUGUAUAUAGUUACUAGAAGAAAAUUUUCCGUGUGUAUCUGACAAAAAGAAAAAAGAAGAAAAUUAUCUAAAUAGAAGUUAUAUUAAUUUUGGUAAGGAUAAGUGUAGUCAUAUCCCAAAACGUAGCCAUUUGUAUUAGAAUAUUUUGAUUUUACAAGGGGCUUUGUUUAGCCUCUUUUGAUUUAUGAAUUGUAUUUUGUAUUUUGCUAGCCACUAAGCCAGCUGCCACUUAAUUUGAGCCAUCAUUUGGUCAUCUGGUGGUUUUGUAGUAAAGUAUGCGUUGCCUUAAGGAGUAUGACAGAUUUACUGUUAUAGUUUAUUAUCAAUGAUAAUCUGUUCUGCAUUAUUUUUAAUUGACAUCUUAUAAGACUUUUGCAGAAUAUGUGGAUCACACUAUGACUGAACUCUUAAGUGUCCAGUAUGUAACAGGAAAGACAGAGUUUAAGAGGCACAUUAUAGGACAACUCAUGAAGGGAAAUGUUUUGUUUGAUUAUCUUACGCUAAUGGUAACAAGAAAAGUAAGCAGUUGGAUUUGGUGAUGUUUUAUGUAAGUGAGUGUUAGGACUGAUGCUUAGGAAUGCAUGAAGUCCUUUUCUAUUGAGUUUUAAAUUUAACAGUUACAAUUUAAAAAUACCUGUAGUGUUUAUACACAAAUUUCACUUGUAAAGCUGGAGAACGGAGAACUUUAGAAAAAGUUUACUUAGUAUUGUAUUCUUGACUUUUGUCAGUUGGACAUUCGAAUAUAUUUUAAUUUCUCAUUUUCUUGAUAUUGGAAUAAAAUGUCAAUUAGGAAUACAUUAUGUUUUUAAAUUGACAUAUUCUUUUUCCUCCCCAAUACAGAAGCUCCACCAUGAGACGAGGUGGAUGGAGGAAGCGAGCUGAAAAUGAUGGCUGGGAAAAAUGGGGUGGGUAUAUGGCUGCCAAGGUCCAGAAAUUGGAGGAACAGUUUCGCUCAGAUGCUGCUAUGCAGAAGGAUGGGAGUUCAUCUACAAUUUUUAGUGGAGUUGCCAUCUAUGUUAAUGGAUAUACAGAUCCUUCUGCUGAGGAAUUGAGAAAACUAAUGAUGUUGCAUGGAGGUCAAUACCAUGUAUAUUAUUCCAGAUCCAAAACAACACACAUUAUUGCCACAAAUCUUCCUAAUGCCAAAAUCAAAGAAUUAAAGGGGGAGAAAGUAAUUCGACCAGAAUGGAUUGUGGAAAGCAUCAAAGCUGGACGCCUCCUCUCCUACAUUCCAUAUCAGCUGUACACCAAGCAGUCCAGUGUGCAGAAAGGUCUCAGCUUUAAUCCUGUAUGCAGACCUGAAGAUCCUGUGCCAGGUCCAAGCAAUAUAGCCAAACAGCUCAACAACAGGGUAAAUCACAUUGUUAAGAAGAUUGAGACAGAAAAUGAAGUCAGAGUCAAUGGAAUGAACAGCUGGAAUGAAGAAGGUGAAAAUACUGAUUUUAGUUUUGUGGAUCUGGAGCAAACCUCUCCGGGAAGGAAACAGAAUGGAAUUCCGCACCCCAGAGGCAGCACUACCAUUUUUAAUGGACACACUCAUAGCUCUAAUGGUGCCUUAAAGACACAGGAUUGCUUGGUGCCCAUGGGCAACAGUGUUGCCAGCAGACUUUCUCUGGACUCUUCCCAGGAGGAGGAGAAGGCUGAGAAGAGCAGCACUGAUUUCAGAGACUGCACUCUGCAGCAGUUGCAGCAAAACACCGGGAACACAGAUGCUUUGCGGAAUCCACACAGAACUAAUUCUUUCUCAUUAUCACCUUUGCACAGUAACACUAAAAUCAAUGGUGCUCACCACUCCACUGUUCAGGGGCCUUCAAGCACAAAAAGCACUUCUUCAGUAUCUCCUCUUAGCAAGGCAGCACCUUCAGUGCCAUCCAAACCUUCAGACUGCAAUUUUAUUUCAAAUUUCUAUUCUCAUUCAAGACUGCAUCACAUAUCAAUGUGGAAGUGUGAAUUGACUGAGUUUGUCAAUACCCUACAAAGGCAAAGUAAUGGUAUCUUUCCAGGAAGGGAAAAGUUAAAAAAAAUGAAAACAGGCAGGUCUGCACUUGUUGUAACUGACACAGGAAAUAUGUCAGUACUGAAUUCUCCCAGGCAUCAGAGCUGUAUAAUGCAUGUUGAUAUGGAUUGCUUCUUUGUAUCAGUGGGUAUACGAAAUAGACCAGAUCUCAAAGGAAAACCAGUGGCUGUUACAAGUAACAGAGGCACAGGAAGGGCACCUUUACGUCCUGGUGCUAACCCCCAUCUGGAGUGGCAGUAUUACCAAAAUAAAAUCCUGAAAGGCAAAGCAGAUAUACCAGAUUCAUCAAUGUGGGAGAAUCCAGAUUCUGGACAAAUAAAUGGAAUUGAUUCUGUUUUGUCAAAGGCCGAAAUUGCAUCUUGUAGUUAUGAGGCCAGGUCCCUCAAAGUUCUGGAACCCUGGCUCCUGCCCAGAGUGAUGUCCUACCAUAUACAAUGCUGUUGGCAUCUCAACCACUGUGGAGCCACUUCAGGAGCAUGGAAUUGGCAAGUUGGCAUUAAGAACGGAAUGUUUUUUGGGCAUGCCAAACAACUAUGUCCUAAUCUUCAAGCUGUUCCAUAUGAUUUUCAUGCAUAUAAGGAAGUCGCACGAACAAUGUAUGAAACAUUGGCAAGCUACACUCAUAACAUUGAAGCUGUCAGUUGUGAUGAAGCACUGGUAGACAUUACCGAAAUCCUUGCAGAGACCAAACUUACUCCUGAUGAAUUUGCAAAUGCUGUUCGUAUGGAAAUCAAAGACCAGACGAAAUGUGCUGCCUCUGUUGGAAUUGGUUCUAAUAUUCUCCUGGCUAGAAUGGCAACUAGAAAAGCAAAACCAGAUGGGCAGUACCACCUAAAACCAGAAGAAGUAGAUGAUUUUAUCAGAGGUCAGCUAGUUACUAAUCUACCAGGAGUUGGACGUUCAAUGGAAUCUAAGUUGGCAUCUUUGGGAAUUAAAACGUGUGGAGACUUGCAGUAUAUGACCAUGGCAAAACUCCAGAAAGAAUUUGGUCCCAAAACAGGUCAGAUGCUUUAUAGAUUCUGCCGUGGCUUGGAUGAUAGACCAGUUCGAACUGAGAAGGAGAGAAAAUCUGUUUCAGCUGAGAUCAACUAUGGAAUCAGGUUUACCCAGCCAAAAGAGGCAGAAGCUUUUCUUCUGAGUCUUUCAGAAGAAAUUCAAAGAAGACUAGAAGCCACUGGCAUGAAGGGUAAACGUCUAACUCUCAAAAUCAUGGUACGAAAGCCUGGGGCUCCUGUAGAAACUGCAAAAUUUGGAGGCCAUGGAAUUUGUGAUAAUGUUGCCAGGACUGUAACUCUUGACCAGGCAACAGAUAAUGGAAAAAUAAUUGGAACGGCGAUGCUAAACAUGUUUCAUACAAUGAAAUUAAAUAUAUCGGAUAUGAGAGGGGUUGGGAUUCAUGUUAAUCAGUUGGUUCCAGCUGAUCCAAACACUUCCACAUGUCCCAGUCGCCCAUCGAUUCAGUCAAGCCACUUUCCUCGUGGGUCACACUCUGUCCGUGAUAUCUUCCAAGUUCAGAAAGCUAAGAAAUCCACAGAAGAGGAGCACAAAGAAGUAUUUCUGGCUGCUAUGGAUCUGGAAAUAUCAUCUGCUUCUAGAACUUGCACUUUCUUGCCACAUUUUCCUGCACAUCUGCCGACCAGUAUCAGUCCUGAUACUAACAAGACUGAGUCUUCAGGGAAAUGGAAUGGUCUGCAUUCUCCUGUCAGUGUGCAGUCAAGACUUAACCUUAGUAUAGAGGUCCCGUCACCUUCCCAGCUGGAUCAGUCUGUUUUAGAAGCACUUCCACCUGAUCUCCGGGAACAAGUAGAGCAAGUCUGUGCUGUUCAGCAAGCAGAAUCACAUAGUGACAAGAAAGAACCAGUAAAUGGCUGUAAUACAGGAAUUUUGCCACAACCAGUUGGGACCGUCUUGUUGCAAAUACCAGAACCUCAAGAAUCGAACAGUGACACAGGAAUAAAUAUAAUAGCCCUUCCAGCAUUUUCACAGGUGGACCCUGAGGUAUUUGCUGCCCUUCCUGCUGAACUUCAAAGGGAGUUGAAAGCAGCAUAUGAUCAAAGACAAAGGCAGAGCGAGAAUAGCACUCACCAGCAGUCAGCCAGCGCAUCUGUGCCAAAGAAUCCUUUACUUCAGCUAAAGCCAGCAGCAGUGAAAGAAAAGAAACGAAACAAGAAAAAAAAACCCAUCGGUUCCCCAAAAAGGAUUCAGAGUCCUUUAAAAAACAAGCUGCUUAACAGUCCUGCAAAAACUCUGCCAGGGGCCUGUGGGAGUCCCCAGAAGUUAAUUGAUGGAUUUCUAAAACAUGAAGGACCUCCUUCAGAGAAACCCCUGGAAGAACUCUCUGCUUCUGCUUCAGGUGUGCCAGGCCUUUCUAGUUUGCAGCCUGACCCAGCUGGCUGUGUUAGACCUGCAGCACCCAAUCUAGCUGGAGCUGUUGAAUUCAAUGAUGUGAAGACUUUGCUCAAAGAGUGGAUAACUACUAUUUCAGAUCCAAUGGAAGAAGACAUUUUGCAAGUUGUGAAAUAUUGUACUGAUCUAAUAGAGGAAAAAGAUUUGGAAAAACUGGAUCUAGUUAUAAAAUACAUGAAAAGGUUGAUGCAGCAAUCGGUGGAAUCGGUUUGGAAUAUGGCAUUUGACUUUAUUCUUGACAAUGUUCAGGUGGUUUUACAACAAACUUAUGGAAGCACAUUAAAAGUUACAUAAAUAUAACCAGAGAGCCUGAUGCUCUCCGAUAGCUGUGCCAUAAGUGCUUGUGAGGUAUUUGCAAAGUGCAUGAUAGUAAUGCUUGGAGUUUUUAUAAUUUUAAAUUUCUUUUAAAGCAAGUGUUUUGUACAUUUCUUUUCAAAAAGUGCCAAAUUUGUCAGUAUUGCAUGUAAAUAAUUGUGUUAAUUCUUUUACUGUAGCAUAGAUUCUAUUUACAAAAUGUUUGUUUAUAAAGUUUUAUGGAUUUUUACAGUGAAGUGUUUACAGUUGUUUAAUAAAGAACUGUAUGUAUAUUUUGUACAGGCUCCUUUUUGUGAAUCCUUAAAAACUCAACUCUAGGAAGCAACUACUGUUUAUUACACUAAAAGGCUGAAAAACCUCCAGGCCAGACUGCUAAGCUCUGAAAUUCCUGAGAGGUCUCAGACCGGGAUUCUGCUUGUUCCAAGAAAGGGUAAAGCUUCUAAACCAUCUUAUUCUUGUCUCCAAGCAUGAACACAGGAGCAUGUUAAGAAAAUCUUUACUUCUUCCAGGCGGAGAAAUCUACAUAUUUUGAAUUAGAAACACCCUCACACCCACUUGAAGAUUUUUUUUCCUGGGAACAUUAUUGUCCCACAGAUCAGAGGUGUGGUAUUGUCUUUGCCUCUACUGGCCAUUGAGAAACUUUGAUGAUAAAAAGAACGGUAUAGAUUUUCAAGCGUAUAUAAAAUAUUUUUAUGCUAUAUGUUUUGCCAUGACUUUAAAAUAAAAAUAAAUAGUUUAAAAGUC